UUUCCACAGUGUGUGUAUUUAUGAUAGCUUGACGGCGUGUUGUCGUUUGGUUCUUGGGUGAUAACCCCAUGAUAACGUUAGCUUGUGUGAAAGAUAGCUGUGCUUACCAAACUGACUGGAAAGGACAAAACUCGCUUGCGUUGAAAUAAAGUCUUACUGUGUUUUGCUUUCACAGUGUGCGACUGCAUAAGAUUUCUGCAUCUUUUGGCGUCAUUUCCUUAAACUGGACUUUGAGGGUUCAGUGAUGGAUUUUCACGGAUAAGUAUUUGUUACUUCAUCAAUUGACUGUCUAAAUCACCAGCAUGUUUCAUCACCAUGGGAUGACUGGUCAGUGAGUCUGUGGCUGUCCAUGUUUUUGCUGAAAUGUCCUACAUGGAGGAAAUACCUUAAACUAUAGCUAACAGGAUCUACAGUCACCACUUUCACUGUGUCACACUAGCAAAGUCAAACAGCGAUGGGCCUCUGUUCGCCUGUGUGCAAGAUUUUGCGCAGGGGGAAAUAUUUUGUACUGCUCUUCCUCUCACUCUCGCUGCUGGCAUGGAUCGCAACUUUUUCAGGCGAAACAGUGAAAUCCGCCCAGGUUUCCCCCAGUACAACACAAACUCUUGUGAAAGGAGACAGUCUAAGGGAUAAACUCACCUCUUGGACAACAGCACCUGAUCGCUUAAAUACUCCACCAGCAAAAGGCGAGUGCCCUGAGAAGUCACCAUUACUACAGGGAGCUGUGAAGCUGUCCUUCGAGUCCUCUCUGAAACUGAAGGAUGUGCAGAGUGACAACAAAGGAGUGACUGAGGGCGAGUAUGAGCCCCCAGACUGUAGAGCGAGGCAGAGUGUGGCAAUCCUCAUCCCUCAUCGCAGCCGAGAGAGACACCUCCUCUACCUCCUGCACCACCUGCACCCCUUUCUGCAGAGGCAGCAGCUACAUUACGCCAUUUAUGUCAUCCAGCAGGCUGGUGAUGCAACCUUUAACCGUGCCAAGUUACUGAAUAUUGGAUAUUUGGAGGCACUGAAGGACUACAGUUGGGAGUGCUUCAUCUUUCAUGAUGUUGAUCUAGUUCCUGAGAAUGAUCACAAUUCAUAUGUCUGUGACAAGCAGCCCAAACACUUGGUAGUUGGCCGGAAUGCCACAGGAUACAAGCUGCGUUACAAAGGAUACUUUGGAGGAGUCACGGCAAUGAGCAAAGAGCAGUUUCUUCAAGUGAACGGAUUCUCAAACAUUUACUGGGGUUGGGGGGGAGAGGACGAUGACCUUCGCAUCAGGGUUGAGCUGCAGAAAAUGAAGAUUGUGCGGCCACCUGCUGAUGUAGCUCGCUAUACCAUGGUAUUCCACAAACGGGACAGUGGCAAUGAAAUAAAUAAGGAUAGGAUGAGGUUAUUGGGACGAACAUCACAGGUAUGGAGAAAGGAUGGACUCAACAGCUGUUCAUAUAAGACAUUGUCAGUGGAGAGGCUGCCUCUUUAUGUGAACAUUACUGUGGACAUUGGUAAGCCACAGAGUUGAGAUUUCAAGCAGGAAGCUGCUGUGACCAAAAAAUGUUUUAUGAUAUAUUUUAUACACUAUGCUAGGCCUCUGAGUGCAGCAAAGCUGCAUAUGUAAAAACACAGCAUAUUAAGCACACAGAAUGCACAUUGUUUUGAUUAGUUUACAUAUUAGCUGGCAUAGACAUUAUCUGGUACAUCUUUGCACAUUUUUGUAUAUCAUGCUGCCUUCAUUUCUUCAUAUUAUUACCUGGCUUUCUUCAUGAGGUGUCUGAACAGGCUAAAAAAAAAAAAAAAAAAGUAAAUAAAACAGUUUUAUUUAUUUAUUUUUUAAAGGAAUGUUUGGCUGAAAUCAAAUAAAGAAGUUGGCCAUAAACAUUCCUGGUAUUUAAAAUAUAUUGCUAAAACAUCAGCUGUCAGACUUUGAUUCUUUUAUGCAUAAGCCUUAUUAUUUGUGUGCAUUAUAUGUUACACAUGGACAGUGUGCAUUUUGUGUGCUUCAUUCUGUGGAUAGAUCAACUUCCUAAAGUCUCUACACACAUACACAGGUGUUGUCAUUUAUUUUGCUUGAGCAGAGGACUUACAAGCCAGAUAACAGAACACUGGUGUGGGUGUGCAGAGCCCAUAAGACUAAGUUAAUGUUUAGGUUUGAUUUAAGGCUGCUUGAAGACUUCGAGGCAAUGAGAUUUACUGAAAGGGAUAGGUUUGUAAUAAGCUGUAGACAAUGUAAUGUAAAGUGAGCACUGGAUCAGUUCACAAGAGUAAUGUGCAUUUAAGCUGUAUUAAUUGAUGCUUGGCUGCUAGAUAGCAGAAGGACAAAACACUAACAGCAACAGAGCAAUAGCCUAUAACAGUACCUGAAAAAAGUAAUCAUCCCACAUAGACUUGCUGUGGUUUAAUGUUUUAGUCUAAUCUUUAACACUGAAUCUUUAACACCUAAAUAAAAACAAAUUAUGAAUCCACAGUUAAGAUGAAUUCAUAAUCUAAAUUGUCUUCAUCAUCCAGUUAUAACAUUUCUGGUGUUUGUUCAUAGAAGACAAAGUGAACAUAUCAAUAAAGUCCUAGAAAUCGUAGUAAUGCAAAUAUCUGGGGUCUUGUUUGUCUAAAACAUCCUGGUAACGUUACUGCUCUGUAUCAUCAAGUGUCAGUCAGCAGACGACACAUGAACUUUGAGAGGAAAAACUCAAGAACCACUGAAAAGCAAUAAUAAUAUGUAGAAGGCUGAUCAUGUCAUUCAGCAGACAUUUUAACUUGUUGCAGUGGGAAAUACAUAGGACGCUAACUGGAAACUGGUUUACGUACAUGAAAUGCAGUGUCAUUCAUGUUAUAUGUUAUGUAAUAAAUGUGAAAAGUUUAUCAGAAGGUUAAAUUAUAUUAUUAUUUCUUCUCUUAGGAUUUUGUCUGCUCUGAAAUCUCUGGCUGCUCUGUAGUAAACCUACAUUAUUACUACUUUUACUGACUAAAAGACUUUGGCUGCCUUGAGCCAACUGGCUUUAUUUACAGAACUUAAGAACUUUAGCAGAACGAUGUUUUGUCUUGAAAAUAAGUUUUUUUUUUUUUGAGACAUAAUGAUAAUUUCUUAUACUGCAUGUUUUUUUCAAUAUUAGGCCUUAUAUAUUUAAGCAAAAAUUAUGGGUGGUGGUUUCUUAUUUAUUAUUUUAACAUUUUUUAAUUAAUAAUUGCUUGAGACUUGAGACAAUAAAUAUAAAUCUUUCUUACUAUUAUCAUUUGUGGAGAAAUUUCAGUCAAGAAAAAUCUGCAUACUUAUGCUUUGAUCAUUGCAUGUUGCUUAGAAAUGUGUUUCUCAUACACUCAUAUCAAAUUUGUUAAACAGUUAUAUAUAUUUUGAAGGUAUUGUAGCUGUUUGUUUGUUACAAUGACAAUAUGUUUUGUCUUUAUUUAUCUGACCAGCAAGUACUAUUUCUUUUUAGACUGAGCAAUAUUACUAACGAUACAGAGAAACAUGAUUGCAGUUUACUUCAGUCACUCAUUAUAUUUUCAUAUUCAUAACUUUUAGACAUAACUUCAUAAUAACUACAGGUUGCUCCAAAUUACAACAUUUUCUGUUUGCGAGUGUGUAAAUUAUGGCUCGGUUGAUGAACUGGGCUACUUCUCCAUAAAUCUGCAGUAUGCUCUUAUUGCAUUGUUUUCUGUGUUGAUUGCAUCCUGGCCGUUCAUUAUUCCAUAGUCAAUUCUCCACUCCUGAAUGAAUGUUUUGCUUACUGCUUGUUGGGUUUAAAACUUUUAUAUGUGAAAAUAUGUAAAGUGAACGUCUUUUGUAAAAUGAUCACAACCAAGAAAAUUUGUGAGCGUUGUAGCAUCAAACAUUACACUGACAUUUUUUUAAUUUUUUUAAAUUAUAUGAAUAAUGAAAUUCAAAGUGAUGCCAUAUUUUUUGAUGAAGUCAUUUGGUCUAUCCAUUUCGUAUGUUGAUUUUGGGUGAUUUGUCAUGUUUUACUUAUGUUGAAGGGAGAACGCUGAUCAUGACGAUUAUGUAUUUUGCUUCUAAUAGGAUUGUUUUCUCUUUAGAACACAUUUAAUAAAUUGUAUUUUUUCUUAUGAAUUA
This is a messenger RNA of Lates calcarifer (barramundi perch), 4045 nucleotides long. RefSeq names its product UDP-Gal:betaGlcNAc beta 1,4- galactosyltransferase, polypeptide 4 (gene b4galt4). The record is from RefSeq and is a predicted model, not a curated record. Lineage: Eukaryota; Metazoa; Chordata; Actinopteri; Centropomidae. Gene Ontology annotation, biological process: carbohydrate metabolic process. Bases 455 to 1501 code for a protein of 348 amino acids. Gene Ontology annotation, molecular function: glycosyltransferase activity. The transcript has 7 exons.